Messenger RNA from Solanum stenotomum, 240 nucleotides. Its product is annotated as defensin-like protein P322. The record is from RefSeq and is a predicted model, not a curated record. Bases 1 to 240 code for a protein of 79 amino acids. The transcript has 2 exons. Gene Ontology annotation, biological process: defense response. Lineage: Eukaryota; Viridiplantae; Streptophyta; Magnoliopsida; Solanales; Solanaceae.
AUGGCUCACUCCAUGCGCUUCUUCGCUACUGUAUUAUUCCUAACAAUACUUGUCAUGGCCACUGAAAUGGGACCAAUGAGAAUUAUAGAGGCAAGAAUUUGUGAGUCGCCGAGCCAACGAUUCAAGGGACCAUGUCUUACCGAUCGAAAUUGUGCCUCCGUCUGUGAGACUGAAGGAUUUACCGGUGGUGAUUGUCGUGGAUUCCGUCGCCGUUGCUUCUGCACUAAAGAAUGCUAUUAA